Molecule: messenger RNA, 4332 nt
Organism: Astyanax mexicanus (Mexican tetra)
Lineage: Eukaryota; Metazoa; Chordata; Actinopteri; Characiformes; Acestrorhamphidae
Gene: hdac7b
Product: histone deacetylase 7b
Exons: 22
Coding region: 757-3033 (758 amino acids)
Biological process (GO): chromatin organization
Cellular component (GO): histone deacetylase complex
Molecular function (GO): histone deacetylase activity
Source: RefSeq, a predicted model, not a curated record
UAUAUGCUUUUAUCUCUUGUGUUAAGCGUUGUUAAGCUGUGUUAUCUCUAUUUAAGUGUUGAUCUAUUUUUUUUCUACUUAAUUGGGCUUUGUAAACAACUUACAAACAAGUUUCUAUAUGAUAAAAUGCCAGCUAGUGUUUUUUUUUUCACAGAGAGCGACAGCUGUAGGGCUGUGCUUGGUUAUUUGUUGUUCAUUUCGAAGUAUUUAUUGUUUAGCUAUUUCAUUCUAUACUGAUUUUUUUUUUGUUGUUGUUGGUAUGUUGUUUUUUUAUUUUUGUAGUUUGUUUGUAGUUUUAACACACAUUUUGUAAAUACCCCAAAGAAUGUUGGAAGAACUUACUGCUAAACUGUGUAGCUUCCGUGUACUCACACACACAGCGAAAUAAAAACUACAACAUUUUUACCCUGUGUAUCUGAAUUACAUUUAUUAGAAUAAAGCGAGCACCGGAAACUCCCACCUUUAUUACUAUAAACUUCGCCCCCGCGCUGCGAUUGGCUGCUGUUAACUCGUCUCUUGCGCUGUGAUUGGUUGUUCUGCAGUUCGUUCUCCUCUUGAGUGAGGAUGAUUACCUAAUCUGAGGUGAAUAGUGCUGCAGUCUGUCGGAAUACAAGUGGAGAAAAUAGUUCCUCAGCGAGUCUGAGAGAGUCUGAGGAACUGAAGAGCCGCAGCUGGAGCUCCGGAGUUGAGCACGUGCAUGGUGUGAUCCACAGUCAGCUCCAAGGUGGUCUAUGUUAGCAAACGCUGUAGUGACUCAUGUUCAGCCUGCAGAGACAGAUGUUUGAGCAGCACCUGAGGAUGGAGGGAGCGAGGGAGAGGGGGAAAGAGGGGGAAGAAAGAGAGAAAGAGAGACAGGCACUUAAGCAGCUUUGGGAUAAAGGGAAGAGCCAAUACAGUGCUGUAGCCAGUCCUUGGGUAAAACAGAAGCUGCGUCAGUUGAUCAAACAGAAGAACGAACAAGCGGAGUCCAACUUCAGCAGCAUCCCCACAGGCUUCAGGAAUCUGACUCCUAUUCCCGACCUGAACUUUCAACAUCUUCAACAGAACUCUUCCUCAUCUCUAAUCUAUGGAAGCGACCGGUUACGGAGAACACACUCGGAGCCCCUCAUCAAGCUGAAGCUUAGGAGGAGCAUAAGUAACAGGAGGAAUCCUCUCUGUCAUAAAUCAAGUGCUCCCCCUACAGUGUGCAUUCCAGCAUCUGAGUGCAGUUUACCCUCCAGUCAGUCAAACAGUGGAUUGUUAGCCUGGAACUACACCGGAAAACAGUUCCACAAGAGUCAGAGUCAUCUGGACUGUGGAAUGAUGGAGGGUACCCCCAUGCAACCCUCUACAUAUUUGUAUGUCACACCUGACCAGGAGACUCUGGGGGGUGCUUUCUCUUCUGCUGCACCCUCUUUUUACGUCUCAAAUGAUCCUAGAUACCCUUCAGUCCUCACCAGUCCUCACCCACAGGUUCAACAAGUCCUGGUGGUAGGGCCAGAGAGGCCUCUGAUCAGAUCCAAGUCACAGCCAGCGUUUUUUAUUACUCAAUACUCUCCACCUCCAUAUAUCUUCCGGUCCUACAGCAGCCAACGGAAAAAAAAAAACAGACAGACACAAGAGGGCGAGGCCGUUAAAAGUAAACAUGGAGAACUGAAGGCGAAAGGCAAGAUGAACUCUGGGCACUUGUUUAAUGAAGAAUAUGUCCAAAACAAUGAACAGCAGAGCAGUCUUAACUCCACUUCAUACACAACUCCAGCCCGCCAGCAAAGGUCCUCUUUCAGACGAAAUGCUGGCUUUCAUCACGCACUGAAACACAGAGAGAUGUCUCGUAAUUUGUGCAUGGCUGAUAUUAAAGAGCCCUGUACAGAGAACUGUAUCACAGGGGUGGUGUGUAACUCAGAGAUGCAAAACACCCAGUGCACCUGUCGUGGCAGCAACCCUCCUUCUGACCUUACCAACAGUGUGUGGUCAAGACUGCAGAAAUGUGGCCUUAUAAAACAGUGUAAGAAAAUCCCAGGGAGAAAAGCCACUACUCAGGAAAUCCAGUCCGUUUAUCAGGAGAACAGCAGUGUUCCUUACGGAACUAAUCAUCUGGGCCGUCUAAACCUGGCAUCAGCGAAAAUGGCAGCAGGCAGUGUGACUGAGCUGGUUCUGCGGGUGGCACAGGGAGAACUGAAGAAUGGUUUUGCAAUAGUUAAACCAUGUGGUACUUCAGACUCGGAGUCAGGUUCCUUUAGUUCAGUAGCGAUUGCUGCUAAACAGCUCCAGCACAGACUCUGUGACAAAAAGAUUCUUAUUGUUGACUGGGACAUUCAUCAUGCUGAAAUUGUUCAGAAUGUUUUCUACACUGAUCCCAAAGUUCUCUACAUCUCACUUCACCGCAAAGAUACACUCAGCCCUGCAAGAGGAGGACCCACUGACGUGGGGUCUGGUGAUGCAGUGGGAUUCAAUGUUAACGUGCCCUGGUCAGAUAAACUGGAGACAAUAGGAGAUGCUGAGUACCUGGCAGCUUUUAGGACUGUGGUUCUUCCAAUUGGACGUCAGUUCUCCCCUGAUGUGGUUCUUGUGUCAUCUGAGUUUAAUGCAGUUGAUGGUCACCCAGCAUCUUCUGGAGGACACAGAGUGUCUGCUAACUGUUUUGGAUUUCUGACACAGAGACUGAUGGACUUGGCCAAAGAUGGAGUGGUUCUGGUAUUAGAGGGAGGUCAUGACAUAAUGGCCAUAUGUGAUGCAUCAGAAGCAUGUGUUAAAGCUCUACUGAAUUAUAAGUUUGUAGCUCCGUCUGAAGAUGUAUUGAAGAAGAGGCCAUGUGCUAAGGCUGUUCAGUGCCUUCAGAAAGUCUUACGCAUUCAGAGUAAGUACUGGAGCUCAGUGAAUGCUGAAGCUCAUACGGUGGAUCAGCCGUGGUUUUGGGCUAGUGGAAGAUGUUUUACAGACAGUGAUGCUUCCUCAGCAAUGGCCUCUCUCAGCAUGUCUGAAGCCGACAGUAGCAGCAGUCAGUCACGCUUCUGUCAUGGGCCGAUGGAGCAUGAUGAGAAUGAGACGUAUUGAUGGUGAAAAAAGCUGAAGAUCAGAACCCGACAAUUGAAUGAGGGAAAAGAAGAAGAAAAAAGAGCUUUCUUUUUAUCUUUCAAACUCCACCGUUUUGGAGUAACUAUAAUUUUGGACCACAGAUAACAACUAUGCCUGUUUUAAAAUCAUAAACAACUUUCACUGCAUAUUAUAUUAUUAUUAUUAUAAAAUAAAAACACACACUGAAAUAAAAUGUUAUUAUAUACUAAUAUAUACCAAAUGUAGCACAUCUACCUAGUUAUAACUAUAAGAGGUCUGUGUGAUGAGUAAGUGAAUUGGUCCUGAAUGACUACAAGCACAAGUUCCAUAAAGAUCUGCAGAGUUAAAAGACAAAAGACAUCAAGGAUUAUAUUUACUGUAGUAACUCAUAACAUGAUCGUCAGAUAUUAAUGAAACCUGCUGAGUUUAAGCAACGGCAGAUCUUGUCAGCAGAGCUUCAAUCAAUAUGUUCUUAUUUGAACUGCGCAGUAUGUCACAGAAAUCUGUGUGGGAUUUAGCUUUUAAAUCUGCCCACCGCAGACUCCCCCAGUCCCAUUUCCACAUUCUUGGGUUGCCAAGAAUAGAGAAAACUUGUUUUCUUUGCAUUAUUUGAGACCUAAAAGCUCUGAUAUUUGUUAUUUCAGCCAAUUCUUAUUUUCUGCAAAUAAGUGCUCUAAAUGACUAUUUAUUUGGAAUUUGGGAGAAAUGUUGUCCGUAGUUUAUAGAAUAAAACAACAAUGUUCAUUUGACUCAAACAUCUACCGAUAAAUAGCAAAAUCAGAGAAAUUGACCUGGAAAUUGAAGUGGUCUCUUCAUUUUAUCUAUAUUAAAUGUAUGUAUCUCAAAAAUCAAUGGAUUGAUGUCUAAAGAUUUUGAAGACAUUUCUGCCAUAAUACUGUUGCUUUUUUUCUUAAAAGCUCUUUUUAAACUAAAAACUAAUGCAUCUACAUCUCAAUUGUGGCCCUUGACUGAAUUUCUUUUGAUUCUUUUUUUGCUUUUAAAUAAGCUAAAAUACUGAGUGCUGCACUUAAAUUAAUGUUGUUGCCAGUGUUUUAUACUGAAACAGCCUUUGUAUUACUUUUAGUUUAUAGCAUUUUACAGGUACUGACAAACACUUUUCAGUAGAGUAAACCUUAACAUGUUUUCAGGAUGUUUAUAUAUAUAUAUUUUUUUGUAGUUAUUUUUGUGAUUGUUUUUAUUGCUCUUAAUAGUAAAGCCUUCCCUGAAAUGUAGAUGCACAUUCACUGAAUAAAAUCAUGUUGGUAUAUACUGCUCUGUAUUCUGGAAUAAAAUGUAUUG